Messenger RNA from Punica granatum (pomegranate), 2254 nucleotides. NCBI's taxonomy places the organism in Eukaryota, Viridiplantae, Streptophyta, Magnoliopsida, Myrtales, Lythraceae. The record is from RefSeq and is a predicted model, not a curated record.
GAAAUGUCAGUACAGUUUUAUCCGUUAAACGGAAAACCAGGAGGGAGAGAAAGAGAUGAACGUACUCUCCUCUCCGGCUGCCUCCUCCCCCUCUCAGUCCAUCUUCACUCCCUCGCCAAACCUUAACCCCCUUCCCAAGCUCUGCUUCUCUUUCCCCGCCAAAUCUCCCUCGCUCUCACUGCCGCCCCCAUGCUCCGCCAAGCAGCAGUCCUCCUCCACCGUGCUGGAGCAGGCCCCGCCGGAACCAUCGCCACCGUCGAACGGAGGUGUCCCGAAGAGAGAGUCCCCGGCCGAGGUCCUCGAGGUCCGCAGGCCGGUGAUGGAGUUCCCGGACGAGGAAGAAUCCAGCGGCGGCAGCGAGGGCGAUGAUGCGGCGGCAGAUUACAAGUCAUCCUCUGCUCUUGAUGCGGGGCUAUCGAAGUUUGCGAAGAAAAUGCCCAUGUUCGAGCCCGAGAGGGUCGGUCCGGGGAGCUCGGAUGAGAAGCCGCUUACGGUGAAUUUGGAUUUGGCGCUGUAUAAGGCGAAGGUUCUGACCCGGAAUUAUAAGUAUGAAGAAGCCCAGAGGAUACUUGAGAAGUGUAUAUAUUACUGGCCGGAAGACGGGCGGCCCUAUGUCGCAUUGGGGAAGUUAUUCAGCAAACAGUCGAGAAUGGAUGAAGCUCGAGCGGUGUACGAGAAAGGUUGCCAAGCAACUCAGGGAGAAAAUGCCUACAUUUGGCAGUGCUGGGCCGUCUUGGAGAACAAGAUGGGUAAUGUAAGGAGAGCGAGAGAACUGUUUGAUGCCGCGACAGUUGCUGAUAAGAAACACAUCGCUGCCUGGCACGGGUGGGCAGUUCUGGAGCUCAAGCAAGGAAACAUUAAGAAGGCAAGAAAUUUACUCGCCAAAGGCCUCAAGUACUGUGGCGGGAACGAGUAUAUAUACCAAACGCUUGCACUUCUAGAGGCUAAGUCUAAUCGCUAUGAGCAAGCGAGAUAUUUGUUCAAGCAGGCCACUAAGUGCAAUCCCAAGAGCUGUGCCAGUUGGCUCGCAUGGGCACAGCUGGAGAUGCAGCAGGAGAACAACUGGGCUGCCAGACUACUGUUUGAGAAAGCAAUUCAAGCAAGCCCCAAAAACAGGUUUGCUUGGCAUGUCUGGGGUGUUUUUGAGAUGAACAUGGGCAACAUAGAGGAGGCAAGAAAGCUUAUGAAGAUUGGCCACGUCCUUAAUCCACGUGAUCCUGUUCUCCUUCAGACUCUCGGGUUACUGGAAUAUAAGCAUUCAACCGCGAAUCUUGCUCGGGUUUUAUUCAGAAAGGCAUCAGAAUUGGAUCCUAAACAUCAACCAGUGUGGAUUGCUUGGGGAUGGAUGGAGUGGAAAGAAGGGAACUUAUUGACCGCAAGGAAACUAUAUCAGAAGGCAUUGGCAAUUGACUCAACCAGUGAAAGUGCUGCCCGAUGUCUGCAGGCCUGGGGGGUUUUAGAACAGAGGGUCGGUAAUAGAUCAGCGGCUCGGAGAUUAUUCAGGUCCUCUUUGAACAUAAAUUCUCAGAGUUAUGUGACAUGGAUGACCUGGGCAUCCUUGGAGGAGGAGCAAGGGAAUUCCGUUCGUGCAGAGGAAAUCCGUAAUCUCUAUUUUCAGCAGCGUACUGAAGUUGUGGAUGAUGCCUCCUGGGUGAUGGGAUUCUUAGACAUUAUUGAUCCAGCCCUGGACAGUAUUAAGAGGCUGCUUAACUUGGACAAGAACUCAUACAAACCCUAUGAUUCUUCAAGAAACAUGCUGGAAGCUAACGAGAAAAUGAUGGACGAGGAUCCAGCUGGUAGUAAUGGCAAUUUAUCCGAGAAGGAAAUGGAGAGCAAAAGUGGGUUUGAUCUCGAUGCUUUUAUGAGGGAUAAACUGUCUCUAGAGCCGAAUGAGCUGGACAACCUGAUGACUGCAAGUUUAACUUCUCGCCCAAAGGGAACAAAAUCUCCUAGAAGAGUGUGGAGGCCAGAGAACAGGCCUCAGUCAACAGAUUGAAGCUGAAAAAAAACCUUCUCCAUAGCUUUGUUCGUGCAAGCGAUGUUCAUGUCGGUAUAUCUUUUGGCUUUUGUGGGAAGGAUCUUUGAGCUACCGUGGAAGAAAUCCUGUACACUGGAAAUUGUAAAUUGUUGUCUUCUCUGAGAUCAGGAAAUCAUGUGCUGUGUGCACUCCUAAAUUCAAUCAUGUAAAGUUCUAAUCAAAGUAUAUAUCUAAAUUUUGGUGGAAUGUUCUACGGAAGAUCCCCUUGAUCUAUCA